This is a messenger RNA of Vigna umbellata (rice bean), 1975 nucleotides long. RefSeq names its product Pectin lyase-like superfamily protein. NCBI's taxonomy places the organism in Eukaryota, Viridiplantae, Streptophyta, Magnoliopsida, Fabales, Fabaceae. The record is from RefSeq and is a predicted model, not a curated record. Gene Ontology annotation, biological process: carbohydrate metabolic process. Gene Ontology annotation, molecular function: polygalacturonase activity.
CUUGUUUUUUUGGCAACAACACAAAGAAGCUCUCUCUGUUGGUCUCUCAUCUCUCUCUCUCUCUCUCUGUCUCUCUCAGCCCUCUGCUGAAUUUCUAUUCACAUUUCACCAGAAGCUACCAACAUGAGUGCCUUGAGUUUCAGGGGCUUCACAUACAUGUUUCUCAUUGUAUUUCUCAUUUGGUCUUCCAAUUUUGAAGCCUGCAUUGCAAGAAGAGGCAAGCACUGGAGACAUAGUAGCAGGGAUGCAUCGGCUGCUUUGUAUAAGAAAAAAGGAAAAAGUUAUGGAAAUGGUCACAACAAAAACCAUGGUGGAGGAUCAAAACCAAAGCCUCCAUCACAUAAAGGCACCCCAACAUUACCAAAGCCUCCACCUCAUAAAAACAUUCCCUCACCACCGUAUCCACCACCAUCAAACGAAGAUAACCCCUCAACUCCCCCACCAAAACCUUACAUUGGAGGCCAUUCUUCCUCCACCACCUUCAAUGUGCUAGAUUUUGGUGCCAAGGGAGAUGGGAAAACUGAUGACACAAAGGCAUUUCAAGCAGCUUGGACUGAAGCUUGCAAAGUAGAGGCAUCAACCAUGGUGGUUCCAUCGGACUACGUCUUCUUUGUGGGGCCCAUUUCAUUCUCAGGCCCAUACUGUAAACCCAACAUCGUUUUCCAGCUUGAUGGCACCAUUGUUGCACCAACAAACCCCAAUGCCUGGGGCAGAGGACUACUACAGUGGUUAGAAUUUACCAAGUUGGUGGGAAUUACCAUUCAAGGAAAUGGUGUCAUUGAUGGAAAAGGCUCUGUGUGGUGGCAAGAUCAUCAAUAUGAUGAUCCUAUAGAUGAUGAAGAAAAGCUCAUAGUCCCUUUAAACCAGACAGUACCAAGUCCCCCACUGCCGAUUCAAAGUGAGCUGGGAGGAAAAAUGCCAUCUGUCAAGCCAACUGCACUGCGCUUCUAUGGGAGUUUUAACCCAACAGUUACAGGCAUAACAAUUGUAAAUAGCCCACAAUGCCACCUCAAGUUUGACAACUGCAAUGGGGUCAUGGUCCACAAUGUUAGCAUAUCAUCCCCUGGGAACAGUCCUAACACAGAUGGAAUUCACCUUCAGAACUCCAAAGAUGUACUGAUAUAUGGCAGCACUAUGGCAUGCGGAGAUGACUGUAUUUCCAUACAAACUGGAUGCUCAAACGUUUAUGUUCACAAUGUCAACUGUGGACCAGGGCAUGGAAUCAGCAUUGGAAGUCUAGGAAAGGAUAACACCAGAGCCUGUGUUUCGAACAUUACUGUCAGGGAUGUCAUCAUGCACAACACAAUGACUGGCGUCAGAAUCAAAACAUGGCAGGGUGGGUCAGGCUCUGUACAAGGAAUACUAUUCUCAAAUAUACAAGUCUCUGAAGUUCAAUUCCCAAUUGUGAUCGAUCAAUUCUAUUGCGAUAAAAGAACCUGCAAAAACCAAACAUCGGCUGUUUCUCUGGCUGGAAUAAACUAUGAAAGGAUAAGGGGGACAUACACAGUUAUGCCAGUGCACUUUGCCUGCAGUGAUAGCCUUCCUUGUGUAGAUGUUUCUUUAACCUCUGUUGAGUUGAAACCAAUUCAAGAACAAAACCAUCUAUAUGAUCCUUUCUGCUGGCAGACUUAUGGUGAAUUGAAAACUCCAACAGUCCCACCAAUUGGUUGUCUACAGAUUGGGAAGCCCACAAACAAUCGGAUUCAGACAGAUCAUGAUGUAUGUUGAUCAGAUAUAAAUUAAAAUGCUUAGCCUGCUAGAUAAAGUAUGUAUAUUGUAAAAAUCCUACUAUAUAGGAAAUUUUCUUCAUUAGGGUGAUACUGAUUUAUCAUUGUGAGAAUAUACCGGCCCUGCGAUUAGCAAGAGGUCUAGAAUAGUAUAAUAGGUAGCCUUGUAGCUGUGGCAUAUGCAAGAGCUUGAGAUAUUAUUAUACGAGUGUUAGCAUUUCUGAAUAAAACUAUCGUUUUUUAUACAA